AGGUAGUUGAUGCAAUGUGGGCUAGAUAUAGUUCUACAGGUAUAAUAAAAUAUUAUUAAUUAAUAAGUUUUUGCAUGUGCUACUUAAAAUAAAAUAUUUUUUUAUGAUUUAAAUGUUGAUAAAAUUGGUAAGCUUGCAGAAUAGAAAUAUAAUAUUGCAUUUAAUUAAAGAGAUCCAAUUAUUUUAGUUGGUGAUACUCAUAGUGGUAUAACACUACUUAAAUUAAGUCGAAAUCUUACAAAAUGUAAAUAAUAUAAAUUUAAAAUUUUAGUUGGUAUAAAAGCAUCUAAUUUUCCAGAUGGAAAAGUUCCAAAAGAAUUAGAAAAUAUGUCAAUUAAAGAAUAUGAAAAAUAGAAGAUGGAAAAUCUAUUAUAAGUUGUUUCAAAAUGGGAGAGAGAGGAUUAUUGA
Molecule: messenger RNA, 408 nt
Organism: Paramecium primaurelia
Lineage: Eukaryota; Ciliophora; Oligohymenophorea; Peniculida; Parameciidae
Source: the annotation of a GenBank genome assembly